Cheilinus undulatus (humphead wrasse) is the source of this 1203-nucleotide messenger RNA. Its product is annotated as zinc finger protein 583-like. The transcript is spliced from 2 exons. Gene Ontology annotation, biological process: regulation of transcription by RNA polymerase II. Bases 74 to 1084 code for a protein of 336 amino acids. NCBI's taxonomy places the organism in Eukaryota, Metazoa, Chordata, Actinopteri, Labriformes, Labridae. The record is from RefSeq and is a predicted model, not a curated record. Gene Ontology annotation, molecular function: DNA-binding transcription factor activity, RNA polymerase II-specific; RNA polymerase II cis-regulatory region sequence-specific DNA binding.
ACGCUUGUACUUCCGGGUUGGUGGAUGUAAACAGAAGGACGUUCCGCCUCUGGAGACAGCAGCAGCAGAAAACAUGACCAAACUGGAGCUGUUGAACGUGUUUCUAAACGACAGGCUGACCGCAGCGGCACAGGAGAUUUUUCGCGCCGUUAAAGAUACAGUGGCCGAGUAUCAGAGCGAAAUCCUCCGGUCAAAGGAGGAGAACGAGCGGCUCAAACGGCUCCUCAACGUCGCCGUCCAGCGGCUCCUUCUGCAGCCAGGUGAGGACUGUGAGGCUGCGGCGGCUGUCAGUGAGCCUCACUCCAUCCAUCCUCCAGAGGACAUUCAGCCAUGUGAGCCUGAGCGGAGAAGCAGCCUGGAGCUGCUGCCACAAAUUAAAGAAGAGCCAAAACUCAGAAACCUGCAGACAGAUUGUUCACAAGCAGAGAGAGACUCAGAGGAAGGAAACUGUAGUCACAUCGAGCCACUGCAAAGAUCAGAGACUCCGCCAGCCCAGACUGUAUGUAGCAGAGUUAGUGUUUCUCCUCCUCCAGUGACAUCCCAGGAGGUUAAAGCAGAGGAAGACAGCAGAAAACAGCAGCCAGUACACAGCUUACCUUCUCCUGUGACUGUUUAUUCAAACUGCAGAGCAGCUGAGAGCAUGGCAAAGAGUCACCGCACUCAGAAAACAGAGCAGCAGGUGAGAGGGUUACUUCGCUCCAAUGGGAAACAGAGCUCACACAUACUGCAGAUAAAGAACGUGAGAUCCAUGAAGCCGCCUCCGCCUCGCUCCUCUCACCCGAGCCAGAGCGUGCAGAGGUGGCACAGCUGCAAAGAGUGUGGGAAAGGUUUCAGCUUCGCCUGUCAGCUGGAGGUGCACAUGCGCUGGCACACCAAGGAGAAACCGUACAGCUGUGCGGUGUGCAGGAAGAGCUUCACCACGGUCAGCAUGCUGAAGCGACACCACCGCAUCCACACGGGGGAGAAACCUUUCAGCUGCCACGUCUGCGGGAAAUGCUUCAACCAGUCGGCCCACCUCAACACGCACUUCAGGCUCCACACCAGAGAGAGGGCGGGCUGGAACCGAGCACUGCACUCCAAAUAAAGCACACCGGCCUGACAAUGUGUAAACUCAGAAUAUUUAAAAUGUCAGGUUCAAACAGUGUACAGUUCUGUGUUUGACUGUGUCUGUUGAAUGUUGUGCAAUAAAGUGUGGUACUUCAA